Messenger RNA from Solea solea (common sole), 2666 nucleotides. It is a transcript of the gene hsdl1, whose product is annotated as hydroxysteroid dehydrogenase like 1. Bases 142 to 1113 code for a protein of 323 amino acids. The record is from RefSeq and is a predicted model, not a curated record. NCBI's taxonomy places the organism in Eukaryota, Metazoa, Chordata, Actinopteri, Pleuronectiformes, Soleidae. Gene Ontology annotation, cellular component: mitochondrion. The transcript is spliced from 5 exons.
GUCUUGCUUUCAAUGACACCUCUGUCUGUUAAAACUAAUAUAUAUAUAUAAUUGUAAAGCUACAGCUGCAGCUUUAGUUAGUUUAAUAGGCUUAGUAUCGCUGCAGAGUGUGUGUGUGAGUGUGUGUGUGUGUGUGUGACUAUGGCGGCAGUUGACAGCUUUAAUUUACUGUACAGGGAAAUGUCUCGGUCGUGCUCGUCUUAUUUUGAGACUCUGGCCCUGAUCGGUGCUGUGUACACGGCCACUAAAGCUGUGGUGCUGCUGAGAAACUGCUGCAACCUGGUCAGGGUCCACUUUCUGCCCAGAAUCAUCCCGAACAGGAAGCUGAAGCAGAGAUACGGAGACUGGGCUGUCAUUUAUGGAGCCUCAGAGUCUGUGGCCCUGGCGUACGCAGAGGAGCUGGCCAAGCACAGCAUCAGCAUCGUCUUCAUCACUCACGACCGCUCGUCUGUCAGCGACACCGCCGCGUGGCUCUCCCAGAGCUACGGCGUGGAGACCGCCAUCGUCCUCGCCGACUUCUCCGCGGACCAGGCUGCGAGUAAACCCGUGAAGGACGCCCUGAGGGGGAAGGACGUCGGUUUCCUGGUGAACUGCGUGGACGAGUCUCUGACGUCGCCUCAGAGUCUGAUCGAGACGCCCGAGCAGGGCCUGCUGGACUCGGUGAACAAGAACGUCGCGGGGGCUACUCUGAUGGUGCGCUUGGUGCUGCCGGGGAUGGUGGAGCGCAGCAGAGGCGCCGUGGUCAACAUAUCGUCGGGUGCCUGCUGCAGGCCUCUGCCCGGACGGGCAGCACUCGCCGCUUACACCGGUUACCUGGAUAACUUCUCGAGAGCUCUUCACCUUGAGUACAGCAGCAGAGGCAUCUUCAUUCAAAGUCUGGUUCCUUUCCAGAUCGCCUCGUCGAGGCGACAGUCGUCUUCGUCAUCCUCGUCCUCAGGAGAAGGUUGGCUCGUGCCAAAACCAGACGUUUACGCGAGUCACGCCGUCUCCACGCUGGGCGUCUCUAACAGAACCACCGGCUACUGGCCUCACACGCUGCAGUGUGGACUGAUGAGGUGCGUUCCUGAGUGGAUGUGGGUCCUCGGAUGUCGCGCGCUCGUCACUUCCCGCUAGGAGCUCUCACUGCACUCUUCUCAAAGACUUAAAACCUGGUCACUGGAUCUUUUUCUGUUACUGAAGUCACGUGUCAUGCUUUACCGUAGAUUAUGCUUGGAUUAGUGAAGACUAGCUCUGUUCAGGGUCUUUGUGACAAUGUUUAUUUAAAGUGUGUUGUGGUUUUUGGAAAUAUUGAGUAGAAUAUACACAUAUAUGUCCUUUAAUUUUGGACCGUGGUGUGAAAAAAUGUCUACAUUUACCAAAUAAACAGACACUAAUCAAUAACCAGGAAAAUACUUGGUACCAUUUCGAGCUCAUUUACGUAGGGUCAAGACGCCAAGAUUUCAGCUUAGACGUGUUUAGUACAAAUUGGCGACAAACGCGCUCGGACGAGUUCGCUCGUUUACGUAUCUUUUUUGUUCAUCUUGGUCUACAACGUCUUCCCACCAAGUUUCAGGAAAUUUGGUUGAAUAUUUUCUUUCAUUGUCUGCUGCUGCUACUUUUUGUUUUGAAGCUGGUUUAAUUGUCUCUGCUUUAAUCUGGGAUUUACAUAACUCUACAGCGUUAUCUUGUUAACUACCGCUGUCUGAUAAUGUUGCAGGCGACAACACUGUUGUGUUUUUUUUUUGCGAGUAUCUACUCCCUCUAACUUCAAGUAUCGAUUACUAUCCCACUAUCAACCUUUUCCUCCCUGCUCAUAACAUCAUAAUCUGACUUGGUCUGACAUGGAUAAGAGUUAAUUAUUGUCAAAUAUCUAACAAAAACAUGCACAUUAAAGCACUCCUACACUGUAAAGUAUUGUUUUUUACAGAAGAUCUCACCUCAAAUGUGACAAAAAAGACAAAUUAUGACAAUUAGAGAUGCAUGAUAUUGGACUUUUUGCCUAUAUUUCGGCCAAUAACUGAAACCGAUGUAAGAUAAUAGUCAAGGAGGUACAGUAGCAGCUUAAUGGGAGCUAUUUGGAGAGUUUGCUGUUAUUUGAUAGAACAUGUUAAAGCCAAUAUCGCCUGAUAAAUGAUAACGUGCUGAUAAUAUUGUGCAGCCCUAGUGAAAAUUAGAUAUUUUGGCAGUAAAUUCAAACUUCUCUCUAUUACAUAGGUUGAUAGUUUGAGUCCUGGAUGAUCUUAAAUGCAUUUAAAUCAGCUCUGACUUUCACUCGGAUGCAUCUGGUGUCAUUUAAAGAGUUCUUAUGCUCAAAUAUUCUCAAUUUAAUCCUAUUUUUGUGCCAAAAGAAACAUACUCAAGACAAUUUGUCUUAAAAAAGGCAAAUUUUCAACAUAAAACUUGCGACUACGACCAAAAUAAACGACAAAACAUAUGAUAUUCUUGUAAUAUAAAUGCGUAUUCAGCUUUAUUUGCUUCCCUGGUGUGAAGAAGACUUUGGUGUUCAGAUAAAAAUCAGCGUGUGCUCGUAGGAUAUUAUCGCAUUCUUUGAGUAAAAAAAGCACAUAGUGGUUUUGAAUGAGUGACAGUUUUUGUGUAAACACAGUGUCUUUGCUCAGGGUUCGAGGAAACGAAUCAUCUCCAGGAGAGAGUUUAAAAUGCAAUAAAAGGGUGAAUAAAAUUGUGUA